Molecule: messenger RNA, 981 nt
Organism: Aegilops tauschii subsp. strangulata
Lineage: Eukaryota; Viridiplantae; Streptophyta; Magnoliopsida; Poales; Poaceae
Product: aldo-keto reductase family 4 member C10
Molecular function (GO): oxidoreductase activity
Source: RefSeq, a predicted model, not a curated record
GGUCCAAUCCGCAUCAAGAAAGGAACAACGCCGAGCCUUGAAACCUUUCUCCCACCUGAUAUUCCUGCUACAUGGGGAGCGAUGGAGAAGCUAUAUGACUCUGGCAAGGCUCGAGCAAUUGGUGUGAGUAACUUUUCUAGCAAGAAGAUGGAGGAUUUGCUUGCCGUCGCACGCGUGCCUCCAGCAGUCAACCAGGUUGAGUGCCAUCUGAUUUGGCAGCAAGACAAGCUCCGUAAACUAUGCCAUUCGAGGGGUGUUCAUCUUUCUGCAUAUUCGCCAUUAGGUUCACCUGGAACACCUCUACCUGGGAUCAUGGGGGCUAGUGUCCUUAGCAACCCUGUUGUCAUCUCUGUUGCCGAGAAGUUGCAGAAAACGCCUGAGCAGGUCGCCUUGCGCUGGAGUCUUCAAAUGGGUCAGAGUGUACUUCCAAAAAGCACCAAUGAAGCAAGGAUUAAGGAGAACUUUGACAUAUUUGAUUGGUCCAUUCCCAAAGAUUUGAUGGCGGAGCUCUCCGGUAUCAAGCAGGAAAGGUUGCUGAAAGCAGAAUUCGCAGUUCACCCGCUAAGCAUUUACAAAACCUUGGAGGACCUUUGGGAUGGCGAAAUUUAAAGCACAUAAACUUCUCUGGAGUGAACAACGCACUGCAUAUCCGCAGUAUACCUUGUGUGUUAAAUAAAGUUAAUUCUUUGCCUUGGCACGCUCAACAAGGAUUGCAAGAAUAUCCGCCACAGUAUUAUGCAAAAUGUCUACCUGUCGGAGGCCCUUCUUUGUCUAGAAGUAGUAAUCAAUGUCAUCAUUGACCUUGAUGGCUACACUACCCCUUACCUUUAGGAGAGAAACCCCUCACUAUGAGCGCUUGUUAAACAAAAAGGCCACUUAGCUCUGUCAUAUACCUUUUCAAAAUUGACCUUGAAUAUGAAGUAAAAUGUACUGGUGAUCACUGUAUUUGUCUCAGCAGGUUUUACUUUGGUAACUGUACUA